CCUAUAUAAUUUCUACUUCACCCCUUAUCGGUAAUAUAAUCUUGUUAUAAUAAUUUUUCUUUCGCUCUUACAAAUUUUAGUGAAUUUGCAAAAAUGGCCGCUCCCUCGGCUGCACUGUUUCGCUUCAUGGUCGUCCUGCUGGGCGUCACAUUAUUAAUUGAGCACAGUGCCGAAGCAGUGGCAUUCGAAUUCACCAAUUCUGCGCAAGGAACUUCAGGUGGUGAUCGAUUUGAUAAAGAGAUCGGCAAGGGGGGAGCACUGGAAAUAAUGAACUCCUCCACUAAUUUUAUCUGGAAAACCUUCCACCAGCAAUCACCUGCAAGUAGGAAGAAGGUGAAUACAGUUUCUCUGAUUGUGGAAAGCAUGAACGGAAUAGCGUAUACGAAUCGAGAUGAAAUCCACUUUAGCGCAGAAUAUGUUGCAGACUACACGAAAGACGUGAAGGCAGAAAUAAGAGGAGUUAUGUACCAUGAGAUGACACACGUGUGGCAGUGGGACGGGCAUGGAAAUGCACCAGGUGGGCUCAUCGAAGGAUUUGCAGAUUAUGUUCGGCUCACUGCUGGGUUGGCACCUUCUCACUGGGUUAAGCCCGGAAGUGGAGAUAGAUGGGACCAUGGCUAUGAGGUUACGGCAUAUUUCUUGCAGUACUGUGAGAGCAUUAGGCCUGGCUUUGUUGCCAAGAUGAACGCUAAGUUGGCGUCUGGAUGGGACCUUGGAUACUUUAAUGCUCUCACAGGGAAAUCUGUUGAUCAGCUCUGGAAGGACUACAAGGCUAAGUAUUCAUCUGGCACUUAACUGCUGGUUUUCUUACAGAUCUCACUUAGAAAAAGUAAAUAAAAACUCCUGUAACUUGUAUGGCUGAUUAUCAUACAAGAUCCAUUUGUAUAACACUACUCCUAUUACAAGUGUAAUAUGCUAAGACUUUACUGGAGUUGCUGGCAGAUGUCCAGCAACUUUUUUGUAUUCUCUGUGUGAUAGCUGAAAUGGGUUCAUCAUUUUGAAAAAAAAUGGUUUUAGCCUUGUUCAGGGUAAUUUUUAUGUUCGAGUACUUGUGAGCUGUCAAUCAUUGCCAAAAUACUAAAUUGGGUUA
Molecule: messenger RNA, 1090 nt
Organism: Cryptomeria japonica (Japanese cedar)
Lineage: Eukaryota; Viridiplantae; Streptophyta; Pinopsida; Cupressales; Cupressaceae
Exons: 1
Coding region: 94-795 (233 amino acids)
Source: RefSeq, a predicted model, not a curated record